UUCCAUUUAGCUUCUUCAUAAAGUCGGAGCACACCGGGGCUCUCUUCGUCAACAAGACAGCCGAAGUCGAGUACGUGAACGAGGCGGGGUGCGCGUCCGCCUGCCUGUAUGCACACGAGAUCCAUUGCGAGGCCUUCGAAUACGACUUCGAAAACGAAGAAUGUUACCUCGUCUCGUCCGAUGACGUCACGAAUGGCGUCAACGUGACCGAGCAUAAAGAUUCACAUUAUUAUGAUAAAUUAUCGGGUCCAUGCCCAAAUCCACCUGUUGGUCUAGAGGAUGGGACCAUCCCACUUUCUAGUAUCUCCAUGUCGUCAUACAUGGGCGGGGAAGAAAAUGGACCAAUCGACAUCUCCAAAGAUCACGUGAGACUAAACUCGCCCGGUGGUUGGUGCGCUGAUGAAGCGGCGGAUAUCAACAAUAUCACUGAGUGGAUACAGGUUGACUUCAGUGAGCCCAAGAUGAUCGGUGCCGUAUCAACACAAGGUUUCAACCAUCCUGAUCUUGCUAGCAUCUACUGCUCACAGUAUUAUCUGUCAUAUCGGUUCACCGAUAACACUACCGAUACCGACUGGGUCGUCUAUGAAGAGAGCGGUAGUACGAUGAUGUUCGAUGGUAACGCCAAUAGUAAUGGCAUAGUCAACAACACAUUGGCGACACCUGUGAAAGCUACCAGUAUCAGAUUGCACCCGACUGAGUGUCAGAAUCAUCCCUGCAUGAGACUCGAGUUUUACGGCUGCCGAGUCGACUGUGAACCGAACCCGUGCAAUCACGAGGACGCGACCUGUACUGAUUCAAGCACGUGGGUGUGGAAUGUGACAUGUGACUGCCCAACAGGAUUGUCAGGUGACUUCUGUCAGGUGGACUAUGCCGAGUGCGCAUCAAAUCCCUGCCAGAACAAUGGGGAGUGUGUGGACGGCGUCAAUCGCUACACCUGCGACUGCGCAGAUGGGUUCGAAGGCACCCAUUGUGGAACCAACAUCGAUGAGUGUUCAAGCGAUCCAUGCCAGAACGGCGGUACGUGUGAAGACGGUGUCAAUGGCUACGUAUGCAUCUGCGUGGAUGGCUGGGGUGGUGGGGACUGCGAAGACUACGAUGUUGUCUGCAACGAGGGCUACUUUGCUGGCCUCAACUCCUGCUACAUGCUCGAGCUCACCAACACCACCACCUACUACUGGGCGGAGCAAACCUGCCGAUCCAUCAGAGGGCAUCUCUUGUUCCCCAGCGACAGCGAGGAGCAGAGCAUCGUUUCCGGUAUCCUCAAUGACCAGGGGGUCUCCAGCGGGGUCAAGCUGAUGACCGGGCUGAAGUACGACUCCGGAGACGACUCGUUGGCGUUCAGUGAUGGCUCUGGUAGUCCGUCCUUUAACGGAUGGGAGUCCUCAAGUCCUUCUGGUAACAAGGAAUGCGUUGCUAUGGUAGAAGAGGGGUCUUCGUGGGUAUGGGAGAAUGUGGAUUGUACAUCGGACAGGGCUUACAUCUGUGAACAAGAAAAAGCUCAUGGUGGCUUCUCUGAGUGGGGCAAGUGGGAGGAAUGCAGCGUUGCGUGUGGACCCGGUGAGGGUUAUCAGGUCCGGCGCCGCACCUGUACCAACCCCGCCCCUUUUAUCGGAGGAGAUGAUUGCAUGGGAAACUACACACAGAACACAACAUGCGGGACUGUGUGUCCCAUUGUUGAGUGUCCACCUGGUUUCAUCACCAACUACGAUACUUGCUACCUCCUCCAAGUCAACGAAACAGCCACGUACGACGACGCUAAAGCCGACUGCCAGAACCUGACCAUCUACGGCGGCCAUCUAUUCUUCGUUAACGAUAUGGACGAGGAAACGUUCCUUUCCGACAUCCUCGCCGAAUACUACGCCGACGACUCCCUCAAGUAUUUCACGGGAAGCAAGAUCCAUGUGACCUCCGGCAAUGUGACCUUUCACUGGGAGUACGGGUCGUCAAGCGAGGGGGUGAACCUGACUUCGUGGGAGGUGGCUGGGGGUUCGAUGUGGUCCGGCGGGUCGGCUGAUACCAGCGAUACGGACAAUGAGUGCGUUCUCCUGGAGAAGUCUGGGUCAACAUGGAAAGCUGUCAAUGAAGAGUGCUCACAAAGCCUCGGCUAUGUUUGCGAAGUGAAUCUAGGUGAUGGGAACUGGGGGGCGUGGCAUCCCUGGGGAGAAUGUAACUCCACCUGUGCGAGGGCACACCAGACCAGGGUCCGCCUCUGCGAUGAUCCCGCCCCCGUCCUGGGCGGGGCUAACUGUACCGGUAUCUCGGAGGAGACAAGAGUAUGCGCAGGAGCCUGCCCCUCUGUGACCUGCCCGGACGGGUUCCACGUUUUCGGUGAAAGCUGCUUCAAGGUGAUGGACUACAAUGUAGAUUUCACUGACCAGGACUCUGCCAUGGAAGCCUGCAUCUCACUGACCAAUGACACCGGUCAUCUCGCUUAUGUCCAAUCAUCCGCCGAACUGGAGUUUCUUGGAUUCAGGCUGGAGGAGUCGUUGUUCGGCAACAAGAGGGCGCCGGUCUACGUCGGACUGACGCACGACAGCGGAGACCUGUACUACGCCAACGGCACUGUGAUGGUGAAUGUGACAGGAUGGAACACUGAGGAAUUGUGGGAAACAGACUAUCCGUCGUCUAAUGACUGGCAGUGUGUGGCGAUGUUUUACGAUGAGGACCGUCAUCAGUGGCUAUUACGUGACAUCCCGUGUUACAGAGAACUGGGGUACAUCUGCGAGAUCACACAGACUGCUGGUAACUGGGGCCCCUGGUUAGGUUGGAGUAUGUGUGAUACAACCUGUGGCAACGGCACCCAGGUCAGGAAGCGACUUUGUGACGAUCCUCCGUCGAUACUCAACGGAACAGCUUGUGUAGGAGAUGGCAAUGAAGCAAGGGCGUGUGCAGGGCCUUGCGACGUUGUAAACUGUCCAUACGGCUUUGAUGUCUACCAUGACAGCUGCUACAAGUUCUUCGUCAACGAAACCGAACAUGACACGCUGGACAACGCAAACGUCACCUGCAAGAUUCUAACGAACGACACCGGUCGGGUGGUCCGUGUGGACAGCUACGAUGAACAAUUCUUCCUGAACUGGGGGCUAAAGGAUCGUGCUGUAGGCCAUGGGAACAGGGUAUUUGUCGGGCACACGUACGAUAGCUCUAGUUCGACGAUGCUCUACUAUGGUUCGUCUGGGAGUGGUCCUUCAAGCUCAGAGUGGCCUGGUGGUGAUUGGUGGGCUAGUGCUUACCCAAGGAAUGUCGCAAGCAAGGAGUGCGUUGCGCUAGUUUAUAAUUACCCAUCUCAGGAAUGGCUGUUUGGCGAUGUUUUCUGUACGGAUCAGUAUGGAUUCAUCUGUGAGAUCCCACAAACUCCCGGUGGAGUAGGGGAGUGGGGUCCCUGGAGCCAGUGCACAGACAGCUGUGGGAGCGGUACUCAAAUACGGACCAGGGAGUGUGACAACCCCACCCCCGUCCUUGAUGGCCAGUUCUGUCAAGAUAGCCUCAAUGACACUAGAUCCUGCGUAGACAGGUGCCCUGUUGUCGAAUGCCCUGAUGGCUGGAUAACAGGACAUGACAGCUGUUACAAACAGGUUCUGGAUAGUAUGGCCGACUACAGCAAUGCUAAUCAUUCAUGCACCAUGAUGACCAAUGAAACGGGACAUCUUCUCUACAUCAAUAACCAGACCGAGCUGGAUGAGGUGAGCUGGUUAUUCAAGAAGCGCGGGGAAUCCGAGAGCAUUGAGUACCUGACCGGUCUCCUGUACGAAUCCAGCACCCUCUCCUUCGACGACGGCAUUGGAGCUCCCGACGCGACAUCUUGGAGGACCCUAGAGGGCGCUCCAUGGGUCAAGAAUUAUCCCGUCGGUGCAGGAACAUGCGUCGGAUUGGCGUACAAUGAUAAAACGUGGGAAUGGAGGCUGAUUAACGUUGCCUGCGAUGAUUCGAUGGUUUACAUCUGCGAGAUCACACAGACCGAUGGUAACUGGGGCAGCUGGGGCGACUGGUCUUCUUGUAGUCAGACUUGUGAUGAGAGCGCUAACAUGGGGACCAGGCAUAGGAACAGGACCUGCUCAGACCCAGCCCCAAUCCUGGAAGGGGACUACUGUGAAGGGAACAAGACCGAGUACGGAGCAUGCGGCUCACAAUGCCCUCCAGUCCAUGGUAACUACUCAGACUGGGUCAACGGCGAGUGCAGCGUCUCCUGCUACUCUUGGGACAGCAACGGGACUAGGUACGGAGGGGUCCUGAACAGGACCAGGAACUGUACCAUCCCGAUGUACGGUGGGGAUAACUGUACAGAUCUGGGUGAUCCCUUCGAGACCGUGAGCUGUGGUACUGAAGAUGGCAACGCCUGCCCAGCGAUUGAUGGGAACUGGGGAGGUUGGAGUAACUGGACCGGUUGUAACGUGACGUGUGGUAGUGGGUACAAGAACAGGACCAGGUCUUGCGAUAGUCCUAGUCCAGACCAUGGAGGAGCUGACUGUGAAGGCGAUGAUACAGACCUGCUCUCAUGCACCAAAUUACCUUGCGCAAUUGAUGGUAACUGGACGGAGUGGACAGCCUGGUCAGUAUGCAGUCAGACUUGUGUCGGAGGAAACCAGUAUCGGAGCAGAGAGUGCUCUAACCCUACCCCUAUGUACAAUGGAACAGAGUGCUCAGGAGACGAUGUUCAGUGGCAGAACUGUAGCACCAAUGUCACUUGUUCCGUUCACGGUGGUUGGUCUGAAUGGAGCGCCUGGUCUACCUGUAGCCUGUCCUGUGGGGGUGUCGGGACCACCGCAAGAAACAGGUCCUGUACUAAUCCCUCACCGGCUCAUGGGGGUGAUUCAUGCCCUGCUGGCGAGCCCUCUGAGGAGAGUGAAGUCUGCGGGAAUUUUGAAUGUCCAAUCGAUGGUGAUUACAGCAGUUGGGGAUCCUGGUCAGACUGUUCCAUUAACUGUGGAGAGGGAGGGGUAAUGUAUCGCUACCGGGCAUGUGAUAACCCUGAACCUCAGUACGGUGGCUUGGAAUGUGACCUCGAUGACCUCUACCUCAGACAGGCAUGUAAUGCAACGGUCAACUGCACAGCUGAGAGAGAGGAUUUCUACCAGAACAAGACCACCUCACAGAGCAGUACGGCAUCUGGUGGUGAUUCUUAUCGGGCUGUGGACAACGACUUGACCUCUAACUUCUCCAGCGGCUCCUGCAUUGAGACCAACGUGGAGAGCGCCCCCUGGUGGCAGGUUGACCUGGGUGGGGUCUAUCAGGUCCGAUCAGUAUCCAUCUACGUCAGAACCGAUGACUGUAUUGAUUGCACCUGGACUCUUACUCCUUUCGUGGUCCGGCUCGGUGUCAGUUCCACACCCAAGGAGAACAUGCGGUGCGGAAACAUCGUGGAUUCUAACGCAUCGUCUACCUAUGAUGUGAACUGUGACCCCAUGGCUGGAAGAUACCUCAGUAUUCAGAACGUUGCUGACACAGAGACCUCUCUUUCUUUCUGUGAGGUUGUAGUCCACAUCGGAUCCAACGCCUAUUUUGAUGGAUCAUCCAACGUCACCUUCGACGACGCCCAGACCCGGUGCUACCAAUACGGGGCGGAGCUGGCCACGCCCGAUGACCUGCUGGACAUGUAUGACAGUGGAGACGAGUCCUGCGAUUGGGGAUGGGCGUCUGACGGAUCAGUGAAGCGUGUCGUUCAGUCGUCGACCGAAUGUAGUGCAAGUGCUAAUAGUUCAGGGGUGAUGGACAAAGGCGCGUCUGCUCAAUCUGGAGAAUGGGGCGUAUACUGCAUCCAGAGAAGUGAAGGAAUUUCUCUUAUUGGGCAACUAUUCAGUCAGAUCAGCUUCAAUGCCUCAUCAUCACAACCGGACAUGGGCCCAUCCAAUGCUGGUGUUUAUAAUGAUAAUAAUACAAUGGGAUGGGUACCUGCAAACUCUACAAGUGAUGGAGAAUGGUUAGAGAUUGAUUUUGGGCAGUAUGUAGCACUGACAGGUAUGGACACCAGAGGGCGCCCUUGCUGCGAUGGUUAUGUCACCGGUUACUACCUCAAGUACUCCAGUGACGGGGUUAAUUGGAGCUACUAUGGAUCUGGAGCGACAAAGCUUAUUCAAGGCAACAUGGAUAGCACUUCUGUAGUUCGUCACAGCCUGGAUCCCGUAGAGGGUGUACGUUAUGUCCGGGUGGAACCAAAAACUUGGAACACAGCAAUCUCUUUCAGGGCUGCCUUCUAUGGAACUGUCCAACCAGUGAAUGGGGAGUUCAGUUCCUGGGGAGAAUGGGGAUCCUGCUCCGUUGCUUGCGAAGGAACAGGAACAAAAGAGAGGACCAGGUCCUGUGAUAGCCCAGCCCAACAAGGAACUGGUCUAAGGUGCCAAAAUAAUGAAUACAUGGAACAAAUACUAGAUGAACCACUCCAUUUCUUUGGGAAGCAGUCAAACAGACAACUAGGAGCGGACCUCACCGUCUCUUAUUCCGUUACCACCGCGAUAGAGUGCGCCACCUUGUGUGCCGUCGAGGAGAGCUUUGAUUGUGAAUCGUUUAACUUUGGCUCGGGUUCAGGAGAUUGUGUUCUCACCAACACCUCAAAUUCGUUUCAUGAUGAGCCACUAAGUGUCACCUUAGGCUAUGACUACUAUGAAUUAGACUACUCCUCUUGCAACAUUCACCUCAUCGUUUCUAAGGCGAGGGGCAACACCCCUGGCGACGGUAUCUACUCGGUCAAGAUCGGCGCAAACGUGAAUGAUGUCUACUGUGACAUGACUAGGGAUGGUGGGGGAUGGACUCUUGUUCUCACUCAAGCAAGUGCUAGUGGCUGGUCCGCUUUAACCACAGUAUUACGCAAUCUGAACAGUCCUUCGCUCACUUCUGACUAUUCCAUCCUCUCGAAGGCUGACACCAUCAAGGACUCUGGAAAUGGGAAUACCUUUAAGUAUCGUUUGGAGUCUAUUGAGAGAGGGCGAUGGGGUGGCAUAUGGGAGGUACCCGCCAACUACAGCUUCACAAACAGCGACAACUCUCAGGCCUCUACCCUGGUUGAGAUGUUCGAUGCCUGGCGUGCGGACAACUCCUCUCUGCAGCACGUCAUGCCCUGGCUCACGUCCGACGAUCACGCCCUUCUCCGCGCUCACAACAACACGGGCACCACGUCAAACUGGGCGGGGACCGUCGUCUGUGACUGCGCCAACCUGACCUGGAGUCCAUACACCAGCUGGUGGUCUGCGGACGAGGAGCCCACGACCUUUGCGCCAACUACAACCGUGGCUGCAACUACAACCGUGGCAGCUACAACGAUGGAUGCUGCUACAACGACGGCUGCAACUACAACCGUGGCUGCAACUACAACCGUGGCAGCUACAACGAUGGAUGCUGCUACAACGACGGCUGCAACUACAACCGUGGCAGCUACAACGAUGGAUGCUGCUACAACGAUGGCGGGAACUACAAUGUCAGGGGGGACGACGCAAUCAGGAGGAAGUCGCAGGAAGCGUGCCGUAGACGCGGCCAGAGAGGGAGACGAGGACUUUGAAGAUUUCAAGAAUGUCUACCGGAUCGGACAACAGGACAUGAAGAAACUUGAGAAUGUUCUGUUGUCCAGAAGAAGGAGGUCUACUGUAGUCACAUUUGGCACUGUGUGGUACUGGCUACGAGAAGAUCACCAUGAUUUUACACCAUCAAUGGAAUUUGAUAUGAGUGGACGCUGCGGCUACGACACAGACAUCAAGAGUUGUAAUGAUCCUUGCUCCGAGAAGGUUGUGCCUGCCACCCACGGCACGAUGACUGGAACUCUGAAAGUCAAUCCAACUCUGGCAGUGGCAAGAGAUGGAGCGGAACACAGGUGUGCUGUCUCUCUCCACCAGAACUACGUCGAUCUCGGAGACCAGACCGAGUCUUGCCUCUACGACCCCACCCUCUGCAAGCAAGGCCUGACACUUUCCUUCUGGACGAAACUGACACCAGAGGACACCGUCGACGAAACGACCGCCAUCAUCAGCUCUGCAGGAGUGGAGGUGUCAGUGUCCAGAGAUUCCUCAGACCUUCAGCUCAACGUCGCCCUCAUCGAUGACUUCUAUUACAGUCUGUCCAACGACAGCAUCCCGGAGUCGGAGUGGUUCCAUAUGAUGAUUACCUACAAGAGAGGCAACGGCUUGCAUCUCUACCUGAACGGGGACCUUGCCACAAGCCAGGACACCUCGAGCACGGCUGCACCAGCCCUCAGCGAGUCCCUCACCAAUGUCUAUCUCGGUGGGGACUAUGAGAAUGCUACAACAUCUGCUUAUGAUGUGGACGUGGUACUCAGCGAUCUGCAGAUAUUCUACCGGCGAUUCUCCACCAUAAAUGCCAGGAACUUCUUUUAUCCUGGAUCCAACGCUGAUUCUCAAAUAGGAACGUGUGGAGAUAAUCCCUGUCCAGUGCAUGGAAACUGGACCGCCUAUGAGGACGUCGGCACCUGUUCCGUGGAGUGCGCUAGCGACGGUGUCAUCGAGCAGUGGAGGAACUGCUCAAACCCCACCCCUCAACACGGUGGCGAUGAUUGCGUUGGGGAGAGCACGAGGUACACCAGCUGUGCAGGACUAGCAUCAUGCUCAGAUAAUGAAGACUCAGGACUUGGCAUGGAGGCUGGAAACAUAACUGACUCCUCCUUGACGGAGUCUGAAUGCUCGGCCAGUAACGACUCCUGCGCAACAUGGGCGCGGCUUAACGACGCUGACUCCUCCCACUGCUGGAUGCCCCCCAAUGGCACGGAGGGGGUGUGGCUUCAAAUUGAGCUGCAGUACCCCGUCACUCUGAAGGGUGUGGCCACCAGCGGGCGCCCUUCGGAUGACAGCUACGUGACGGAGUAUGAUGUCAUGUACAGCACGGAUGGGGAAGAGUGGUAUUAUGUGAUGGAAGGCAAUAGUUUAAAGGUGUUUCGAGGUAACUACAACAAUACCAACGUAGUGCGCCAUGACGUCAAUGUCUCGGCCGAGGUCAGCUAUGUCCAGUUCCUACCAACUUCCUGGAACGAUGCAGUCUGCAUGAGGGUUGAACUCUAUGGAGUAUACCUUCCAGUUGAUGGAAAAUAUAGCCGCUAUGGUGACUGGUCGGAGUGCAACGUGACCUGUGGGGGCGGUAUACAGUUCCGCAAUCGGACAUGCGACAAUCCCAGUCCAAAGUUCGGUGGCCAGGAUUGCCAGGACCCGGACACCAAAUCUCAAGAAUGUAGCACCAACAACUGUCCAAUUGAUGGUGAUUGGGGUGAAUGGAGCAGCUGGGACAACUGCAGUGUGACCUGCGGGGGUGGGGUGCACUACCGGAACCGUACCUGUACCAACCCCGCCCCCAAGUAUGGUGGAUCAGACUGCUCGGGGGCGAGCUCGGAGGUACAGAGCUGCAGCAACAACAACUGCCCAAUUGAUGGAGCUCUGUCGGACUGGUACGACGUGACCAACUGCUCGGUAAGCUGCGGUAGCUUAGGUACUCUCAGGCAAGAGAGGGAAUGCACCAACCCUAAACCUCAGUAUGGAGGGGACUUCUGCCAUGGUCCCAGGCAACAAUGGGUCUCCUGUAAUGCAGGCACAGACUGUGACAGUAACACUGACUAUUCAUUGGAGGUGUCUGAUGCAACUAAUUCGGACAUUCGGCUUUCUGCGUCGUCCAAACUCAGUUCUACUCUGGCGCCCUCUAAUGCCAGACUGGGUGCCUCGGACACCAAUUCAGCAUGGACACCAGACGAUGAUGAUGAUAAACCCUACUUGGAGAUCAUGCUACCAGACAUAGUCAAUCUAAACCGAGUAGCGACCGAGGGACGACUGGGCUCCGACGAUUCCAAGAGCUGGGUAGAAACCUACUACAUUUCUUACAAGACCAAUGACACCAGCUGGAAAAAGUACAAAGAGAAUGGCUUCAAGAAGAUUUUCCAAGGAAACUUUGACGAAUCCACGGCAGUGUACAACGAGCUGGAUCCCAUGGUAGAAAACAUCACCCACGUCAGAUUCUACCCACAGGACUACAACGGUAGCAUUGCUAUGCGUGUCGACCUGCUCGGGAAGUACAACCCACGGGAUGCCGAAUGGACAGAGUGGUCAUCUUGGACAUCGUGUCCGGUCACUUGCGGAGGUUCGUGGGAGACCAGGAACCGCACCUGUACCAACCCCACCCCGGCGUACGGGGGUGCAGACUGCCCCGCCUCAGAAGACGCUGAUGAGUCAAGAACCUGCAACACACAGCCUUGUCCAAUUGGUGGAAACUGGACCGACUGGGCCAGAUGGCCUUUCAUUGAUUGUUCCAUCAGUUGCGGGACAGACGGCAUCAAGCACAGGACCAGGACCUGUUCCAACCCCCUGCCCCAGUAUGGAGGGGCGGAGUGUACCAACCCUGAGUAUACAGAAGAGUUCCGGGCCUGUGAUGCAGCAAGCACUUGUACAGAUUGCUACGAGCCCCUUGGGAUGUAUGAUGGCAGGAUAGCUGACGCUCAGAUCAGUGCAUCUAAUGAGAGAUACAAUGAUACAAACCUUGCUGUUCAUUCUCGAAUAGAAAACACAGCCGCAGGCGCCCUCUGUUGGGAAGGAUUCCCAGACUUCAAUGUCACCGACUACGAGCUGACCUACGGCAUGACCAAUAGCUCCUACAACUUCACCGACUACUGGCUUCAAAUAGACCUCCUCACCCCCAUCAGCGUAUCAAUGAUCGGAGUCCAGGGCGGAGGAACCAUUGAAAGAUGGGUGACCUACUACAACCUCUCGUUGAGCACCGAUGGCGUCGAUUGGUAUGACUACCAAGAAGAUGGUGAAACAAAGACAUUCUAUGGCAACAUCGACAAGUCAACGAUCGUGCGGUCAACCUUGGACACCGUUCAAUCUGGCAUCACGAGCCUUCGCAUCAUCCCUGUAGCUUGGGAGGGUGGUGGACCGUGUUUGAGAGCUGAGGUUUACGGCUGUUUUGACAUUCAAACUUGCACCGAUGCUAAAGUAACCCCUACCACGUCAAAGGUAUCUUCAGCUGACCCCGAGUACGUCCUAGUUGACCUGGGGUCACUUCAAAGGGUCACUCAGAUUGACACUACUGCGAUCGGUAGCAGUUGGAUAGAAGAGUACUAUGUCUACUUCAGCCACAAUGAUUAUGAUUGGGUGCUCUAUGUUGAAGAUGGAAAAAGAAAGGACUUCAUUGGAAACCAUGACGGGACGACCGUGGUGACAAAUGCUAUCUUGAAUCCCUUCCACGCGCAAUAUCUGAAAGUGGUGCCCUUAGCCGUCGAGUCCAGUAUGACCGAAGAUGUAGAGAUUUACACGUGUUCCCAGGCCACCGUCUCCCAAGACGCUGCUCCUGCAUCCUCAGUAUGCUUUACACCUUUUGGCUUUGCCGACCACACCUACAACAAUACCGACGCCUUCACCGUCAGCUCCAUCUACCCCUCGCUCAACAACACCAGCUUCCUCCCCGAGUACGCCCGUCUCCACAACCCUAGCAACCCCGCAUCCGGUCUCCAAGGAUGGGUGUCCGCGGACCUGAGCACCGAGGCCAACUACUCCUCCAUCGAUCAGUUCUUUGAGCUUGACUUUGGCUACAGGAUCACGUUGACUGGCCUUGCGCUUCAGGGCGUGCUGCUGGAGAACGGGAGCUACGCGACCUUCGACCACUUCAGUCUGUGGUACAGUGAGGAUGCGGCGGACUGGAAGGCCAUGACGAAGAUGGGAAGCAAGGAUGUUACAAUUCUUGACGGCCCUACCGACGGGGACAUGGUUGUCCUUCAUGAGUUGACCGAUGACCUAGACGAUGACACACGACCUCUUGACCUUCGCUACCUGCGCAUCAAGUCAGAAUUCAACACCACCAGCUCGGUGGGGCUCAGGAUGGAGCUCUAUGGCUGCAAUGCAAGGGUUGACACUGUGUGCCCCGAAGGAUGGUCUUUUUUCCAGACCUCUUGUUACAAGGUUUAUACCGAGGGCAAGUCACGUCAAGCUGCCAAGAAGACCUGUACAAACGAGGGUGCGCACCUUGCCACUAUCACCAGCAUCGAUGAACAGAAGUUCCUGCGAAAGUUUGUACGUGCCUUCGACAUGAGCGAUUACAACAUUGGCUUCCGACGCUACUGGAAGACGUUCAAGUGGAUCGAUGCCACGUUCGUUGUCUACACCUCCUGGGCAUCGGAGCAGCCGUCGUACGAGAGAUACAAGAAGUGUGUUGCACUGUCAAAGGAAGAAGAUGGCCUCUGGGUGUCGGUGGACUGCGAUGAUAAGAUUGGUUUCGUCUGCGAGUUUGAAAGAGAUUCAACGGACAUCUUCAGCUGUGGCGAGAACACCGUCUCCCUCCAUUGCCAUGACAACCAGAAGGUCAACAUCACCGGCGGUGACUGGGGGCGGACCAUGGACUGGGAAGUGUGCCCUCAGGAGUCCACUUUCAGCGCAUCGGACACGCCCUGCUCCGCCCUCGACACGCCCUCCCAGUCUGCCAUCGAUGAUUUUGCCGAGGAGUGCAGUAACGUGACGCACUGCUCGUUGCUCGCGGAUACAAGCACGUUGGGCUACCCUUGCUCUACCUCUGAUAUGCAUCUGCAUCUUAACCUGACGUACACAUGUGUGGAUUACAUGAAGUAUGCGCGAGCUUGUGAGGGCGACUUCUUGGAGAUCUCCUGCCCCGCGGUCGACGAGGUUAUCCAUGUCAUGGACGCGAUGUACGGCCGCACGCUCGACAACUCCGUCUGCCCCGGCCCGGACCGUUACGCUCCAACAAACUGCACCCUCGGCAAGAGCAUCAGGGAUGUACGAACGUACUGCGAGGGCCAGCACUCCUGCAAGUUUGCCAUCGAGGUGGAAGCGUUCAGUUCAGACCCUUGUGAGGGCGUGGCGAAAUACCUGGAUGUGAAUUAUACAUGCGUGUCAUCAGCUCCGGUCAUUGACGAUGAAUACACUUAUCGGGGAGACUGUGAGGAGGGCUGGUCCAAGCAUGAUUCCCGCUGUAUCAGGGGAUUCCCCAAUCAGAACAGCACGUUUCAUGAGGCCGAGGAGAAAUGCAACAAUCUCCACGGCCAUCUAGCUGGUGUGCCUGGUGAUCAUACACAGGGUUUCUUGGAAGGGUUGAUGACGGACUACUCAGACACUCACUUCUGGAUCGGUUGCGUUAAGACGAAGAACAACACCUGCCGCUGGAAGGAUGGUAUCGGACACGUCUUCACUGACUUCACGUCCAGCUACGUCUCUGAUGGCAGGCAACGAUGCAUCCACCUGAGCGCCGAUCACGACUUCAAGUGGGAAGAUGCUAGGUGUACCGACAGGAAUGCUUACAUCUGUCAACAAGACUGCGUGCUAGCCUUCGGCAUGGCCGACAAGACCAUCCGCAAUGACCAGCUAGAGGUCAGCUCCACCAAGAUGCUGUCCAGCUUGGACUCCUUCAAGUGGGACGGACGACUUCACGACCCCUACGGAGCAUGGGUGGCAAGCGAUAAGGAAACGCAGCAAUGGUUCCAGGUUGAUUUUGAACGUGUAAUGAGGGUGAGGAAGUUUGCUACACAGGGCCAUCCUCGUUAUGACUACUGGACCUCCCGCUAUGCUCUGGACUACACCGUCAAUGAUACCCUGGACGAUGACGGGUCGUGGAACGCUUAUGAGGAAGAGGGAGAGAAGAGGAUCUUUGUUGGUAACAAUGACAGCAGCACGGUAGUCUACCAAUACCUGACCCACUUCAUGUAUGCUCGCUACAUCCGUCUUCUACCUCUGAACUGGACCAACGAGAUGUCUCUUCGUCUUGAGGUGUAUGGGUGUUUCUUGGAAGACGAGAAACCAGAGGUACUGGAGGUGAUCAACUCCACCAAACUCCACUACGAGUACAACGGCACCAUCCAAUGCCUGUCCUUUGGUAUGCCCCUCCCCAACAUUACCUGGAUCCGCGACGGUUACGACUACGAAGGCAACGAGAAUGCCACCAUCGUCACGUAUGCCCUGGACGAACACCACGUCAUCUCGGAGAUCCGCUUCCAUCAGCUCUGGGACGAUCGCGGCUAUUACACGUGUGUCGCCAAGAAUCAGCAUGGCAGCGAUCAAAAGUCAUUCUACAAUCACAAAGGUACGCCAAUUAACGAGGGAGGCAAGAUAAAGUGUGAUGAUGAGGAUCUUGAGCUGCAGUGCCCCGUAGGAGAAUAUAUCCAGAUCACAGGAGCAUUCUACGGCAGGAUGCACAACGAGAAGUGCAUCAUAUACGAUGAUCACUACCCUACAGAUUGCGAGUAUGAUCCCGACACGGUCCUGUAUCGCAUGCAGCGCCAGUGCGACAAGAAGGAGCACUGUGUCAUACACACCAGCGAGGCCAUGUUUGGAGCAGUAGGGGACAAUUAUACACUGUGUGAUGGCUUCACUAAGUAUAUCAACAUGACUUAUGAAUGCAUUGGCUACGACUGGACUGAGUGGUAUAACACAGACACUCCUGCAGAUGGUAUUGAAGAUGAGUCGCAUUACAGUAUUUACAAGAUGAGCUCCAAUCUGUGUGCCGACCCCCAGGACGUAGAAUGUCGUCAGGCCAGCGACGGUCAGUCCCACUAUGCUCUCGGACAAGUCCUACAACGCCCCUGCUCCCUCAACAACGAGGGCGGGCUGCUGUGCAACGAUGAUGACCAGAGUAGCGGGACGUGCAAGGAUUACGAAGUCAGGUUUCUGUGUCCUGGAGAGGAGCUGGGUAUCUGGGGCCAUGAGAAGGCCUUGGAGUGUGAUGAUGAGAACCUAGCGAUCGCCUGCCAGGCAGACUACUCCAUCAAGAUCCAUAAAGCCUUCUAUGGAAGAAAGGAAGAAGGUCUUUGCUCGGUUGGGAACAACUACACUUAUUCCUUGGACUGCGAACUGGACCAGGAACAGGUCCUGAAGAUGGUCCAGAAAAACUGUGACAACAAGCAGACCUGUCGCCUCAACGUGGAGUUUGCCACCGUCCUGUCGGACCCGUGUCCAGAGCAGCCUAAGUACCUGGACGUGAGGUUCAGCUGUGAAAGAUACAGGAGUGACUUUGCCCGAGGGAAGGCAGCCAACAUGAGCAGCCUCUCGUCGUCUGCCGAGGUCGUCAACACCACCACGGACUACAUCCUAGAGGUGGACUGCUCGGAGGGUUGGUGCACGCAGUCCGCCGACGAGUAUGAACCCUGGUGGGUCGUCGACCUCCAGGCGACCUAUGACAUCAAUGUCGUCACUGUCUACACCUGUGAUGAUGCCAGCUCUGCAGCCACACUGGACAAUUUCCAGGUCCGUAUCGGCAACAGUACCGACAUCAACUUCAACGAGGAUUGCGGCGACACUGUGUCUUCCGCCCAAGCAGGGCCGAACGCAGUGUUCUGUAAUCACACCAUGAGAGGGCAGUAUAUCAGUAUUCAGCUCGUUGGAAGAACAGACGCCAUACAGAUAUGUGAAGUUACAAUCCAACACCUGGGACCUUUCCCAAUAAAAGCCAUGGCCUGUGACGACCAGCUCCUGGAGCUUUCAUGCGCAGUCAAUGAGAUCGGCUACCUCAAGAUUGAGAAUGUCUUCUAUGGCCGCAGAGAAGAUGGGAAACACUGCCCUCACAGAUGGUCAAAUCACACGUACGAUACAGACUGUGCUGCAGACAUCGACACACUGGUCAAUCUGGUGAAGGAGAAGUGUGAGAAUGAACGACAGUGCAGCGUAGACGUGACCUCUGACAUCCUUGACUCGCUGUCGGCCGAUCCAUGUCAGGGAGAGCUCAAGUACCUGGAGGUGGAAUACACCUGUCACAAAUUCCUAGAAGGAAACAACACCCUGUCGUCCACAUACGCAGUGUGCAGAGAGGAAGAUCUUCAGAUUGCCUGCUACGGCAGUAACCGCUUCAUUGAGAUCACCAGUGCCUCUUACAAACCUGUCACUGCUACCUCUCCAUCCUGGUGUACUGAAUCACCAUCUGAUAACACGGUAGCCUGCUCUAGCCAGGACGUCAAGGGUGUCGUAGGUGCGAACUGUGACAACAAGGUGACCUGCACUGUGCGUGCUGAUGACUACUUCCUAGGAGCCACGCCCUGCACCACCCACAGGAUGCAACUUGAGGUUACAUUUGAUUGCAAAGAUGAGCUCCCAUCGGGAGAGAUAUCUCUUAUCGGAUGUGAGGGUCUUGAUGCGGAGCUAUCUCUCUCGUGUCCCGACGGAACCUACAUAUCCGUCAACGAUGCAUUCUACGGACGCACCCAGGUCGGUAGCUCAUCCUACGUAUGUCCCGCAGCCGAUGGCAACGACGAUAUUACCAAUUGUCGGUCAAGCGACACGCAGGCCAUUGUCGAGUCAUACUGUCAGGACCAAAGAACAUGCAGUAUUCCGGUUGAUGGAAGCAUUCUGACCUCAACUUACCCCUGCUCCAGCAUAUCCUCCAAGUAUCUACAAGUUGACUAUGAUUGCCUGGCUGGGCGUCCGAAAAAUGAUUUCACCAUGUACGCAUGUCAAGAUCACGAUGAUUUAUCAGUAGAAUGUCCAGUGGAUUUCCCACAUGUUAGGAUCAUUGAGGCAGAGUAUGGAAGAACCGAAGGAGAUCAAUUCCGUUGCGCCUACCGGGAGAACCUCCCAUCUUUCACCUCGUUCCAGGGGUGCGACACGCCCGGAGUUCUGACCGAAGCUCGCUCUCUCUGCACCAACGAGAGGAACUGCACAGUGCCCAGCCAUUGGAAGUACUAUGUCAACCAGGAGCCCUGCGUAGGAACGUACAAGUACCUCAGGGUCACCUACAGAUGUCUCAUGGGUCCGAUUGACUACACCCGGGGCUCCCGCUGGUUCUUCGUCAACCCCUACCACGACCUGAAGAACUACGUCCUCUCCAACCACCUCCUGGGAAGCUACAAGGUCCGCAACUUCCUGGAAUGCAUCAACAAAUGUCUGGAGGACACGGACUGCGUGUCGUUCAACUACAAGGAUGUGUGGACGUCGAACGGUUAUCCUUGCCAGCUGAGUGACAUGAUCGUCGCGGAGGUGCCUUACGACUUUGGCUUUGCCAGCGGGUUUGAGUAUUAUGAGAAAGAUUCGUAUAGAGAACGGUAGUCUAUGUGGUUGUACAGUUCCGAUGUAAUUUAUAAACCUUGCUUUGUUUAAUAUUCAUGUAUAAAAAAUGUUAAGUUUUUUGAGACUUUGGUCAAGAACUUGAGUUUCAAGAGUUACGGCCGGUAAAAUUGUUGAGGGUCUCGAUUUAUUGUUAAUAUGAAAAGUGUAUAUGGAUUAACUAUUUUGUGUUUGUUGAUAUUUGCCAAAUUCAUUCUCCUGUUGUUUUGUCUCAAUUUCAAUGAUUAUGUGAAUAUAAAUGUAAUUGGUCUUUCUAAAAUGAAACAAUUUACUAAAAAAAAACAUGCUUUUAAAGAUUUUGGCCCCUAACCUACUAUGGAUUUCAAUCAGAUUUGGUGUUUGGGCCUGGUUUAAGAACUUCAACCAAGUUUUUUAUUUUCUAAGCUUAAGCACAGCAUGUUGAUGAAAUAGAAUUGGGCCUUCAUGAACAAAAUAAGAAGGGAAAAAAGAAGAAGAAUCGAGUACUAGAUACUUCAAACAUGUCCAUAAUGCUUGAAGAAUUGUGUUUUGUAUUUGUCUUAUAUUGAGAUUAUAGAUUUAUCUGAAAUCUAAGUUGUUCUUUCUGACCUUCUCUGUUAUUUUAAGGUAAUAUGAAAAUGUACUGUAAACAUCUUGUUAAUAAUGUGCAAAAUGUAGAUUAUAUUACAAGACCUAUGUCAUGAAAGUAUAUCCCCAUCGGUCUGUUAGGAUUCUUUGAACAGAAUUUAACAAGCUACAGGCAUUUCACUGAAUUUAUUCUCUAUACAAAAUAAAGAUUUGAUGUAAUUUAUAUAUUCUGUGCCUUGAUAUCAAAGAAUUGCAUUAUCAUAUCGUUGAGUCUUUAUGUCUUUACUUGUGAUCAAGGAGUAGUUUCUCGAAACUAUCAUAAGGCAAAAUUCUUGGACAUAACAUUGAAAAUUGUGCUAUAGAAUUAAGACAUGUUUCUGUGGGAUGUCCACAAAGGGUUUUGAGAAACUGGCCCCAAAUGUAUAUCUUGUAAAAGUAUUUUUUGUUAUGGAUUUCGACUUACUUUCUGAUUGUUUUGAAUCCGUAAGCAGUAAAUGUAAAACAAUUAUGAAAGUCAAUAUAUGUUUUAUGCAGAUUGGGAAUCAUAUUUGUAUAUGAAAAUAUAUGUUUAAAUUGUAGAAUUGUGGUACAAUAAAAUAGAGGAUAUUUAUCAGUUAUGAAAUGUA
This is a messenger RNA of Strongylocentrotus purpuratus (purple sea urchin), 18142 nucleotides long. RefSeq lists its product as uncharacterized. The transcript is spliced from 79 exons. NCBI's taxonomy places the organism in Eukaryota, Metazoa, Echinodermata, Echinoidea, Camarodonta, Strongylocentrotidae. Bases 309 to 16952 code for a protein of 5547 amino acids. Gene Ontology annotation, molecular function: carbohydrate binding; calcium ion binding; hyaluronic acid binding. Gene Ontology annotation, biological process: cell adhesion. The record is from RefSeq and is a predicted model, not a curated record.